This is a messenger RNA of Mercenaria mercenaria, 2089 nucleotides long. RefSeq names its product cytochrome P450 2B19-like. Gene Ontology annotation, molecular function: iron ion binding; oxidoreductase activity, acting on paired donors, with incorporation or reduction of molecular oxygen, reduced flavin or flavoprotein as one donor, and incorporation of one atom of oxygen; heme binding. Gene Ontology annotation, biological process: xenobiotic metabolic process. The transcript has a single exon. The record is from RefSeq and is a predicted model, not a curated record. NCBI's taxonomy places the organism in Eukaryota, Metazoa, Mollusca, Bivalvia, Venerida, Veneridae. Bases 117 to 1616 code for a protein of 499 amino acids. Gene Ontology annotation, cellular component: intracellular membrane-bounded organelle; cytoplasm.
AUAAAAACUCUCCAAGCAUGGCAUUUAUUUGUGAUAUAUAGAGCAUAAACUGUAUAUUCAGUAUUAAACGUAAAGCAGUUAUAAAGCGUACAAUACGCGUGGUAAUAUUUCAAAAAAUGGAUUCUAAACGCGGAAAUGAUCACGAUUACAGCACGAUUACAACAGUAUUAAUAUUUUUGCUUACAUUUCUGUUAGUUUACAUAAAUACUAGACGUCAGAAGAGAGUGCCGCCGGGACCAGCAUUGUUUCCGAUCAUCGGCAAUCUUCCGUCAUUAGUUUCAUCAGAUACAUUAGGCAGGUUGAACGAAUUAAGAAAACAGUAUGGGGACGUAUUUGGACUGUACGCUGGUCGUCAACUUUUGGUGUUUCUGAAUGGAUACGAUACCAUUCAUGACGCGCUGAUAAAGAAAGGCUCCCAGUUUAUGGGAAGAGCUGAACCUGCACUUCAUAAGGAGGCUGAUAUCCAUACAAAGGGACUUUUGUUUCCUAGGGGAACAAGGUGGAAAGAAGGGAGAAGUUUCGCGUUAGCAGUCUUGCAAGAAAUAUGUUACCGUGACAAAGGUUUUAUUGAAAAUUUAGUAAACGCCGAGAUCAUAACGCUGAAAGAAACGAUACUAAAAUUUGAACACCCCUUUGACAUUGAGAGAUACUUAAAUUCAAGUGUUUCAAAUGUAGUCUUUCAAGUCGUCUAUGGACACAGAUUUGAUAUAAAUGACGAAGACUUGCAAUGGUUUCAAAAGAAUAUUCGGGAUUUUGCAGAUCAAUAUAUGAAAACGGAGGUGAUUGUCAACUGUCUUCCGUUCUUGCAGCAUUUUCCUGGUGACAUACUGGGUAUUCAGAAAACUACAUACAAGUUUUCAAAGGUAACGGAAUUUCAAUCAAAAUUCAUAGAAAAUUUGAAAAGAAAAACUAGCCUUGGUAGUUGUACUUACGUCGAGAGUUACUUGGAUCGUGUUGCUGCCAACAAAAGUAAUGGAGUAGAGAGCAAUUUAGACGAAGACGAUAUGAAAAUAGCAGCAUAUCAUCUUAUUGUAGCCGGAAGUGAAACUACUGCGGCCACGGUUAGAUGGAUAUUGCUCCAUUUGAUCAGAAAUCCACAUAUACAGGAUAAAAUGUAUGCGGAGAUGACAAAAGUACUCGGAAAAGAACCGCCAUCAGUUGCAGAUAGAAAACGACUUCCAUAUGUGCAAGCGGUUGUGUUAGAAGGACUCCGAAUUUCUCACGUGGCUCCGCUAGCAAUGCCUCACACUGUUCAACAAGAUACAUUAUUCCGAGGAUAUAUUAUUCCAGAGCAGUGUACCGUGAUUCCAGUCAUAAGCUCAGUUCUAAAAGACCCGUAUAUUUGGGAAGAUCCAGAAGAAUUCAAACCAGAAAGGUUUUUAAACGCUGACGGAAGUGACGUAAAAAUUCCAAAAGAGUUUAUUCCAUUUUCAUUGGGUCCAAGGUCGUGUCUUGGAGAAACAUUGGCAAGAAUAGAAAUAUUUCUAUUUACUGCUGGACUCGUUCAGAAGUUGAGAUUUCUGCCGGAAAAGGAAGAUUUGCUUCCAGACAAGGGUGGGGAGCUUAAAACAAUUUGGAAUGCCAAAGCGUUUAAAAUGAGGAUUGAGGAACGCUAAGCUUUAAAAGUUUCGCCUUUUUCAAAGACUUACUAAGCAAAUACUGGGAUAUUUUAAAAACGAAACUCAGAUGUAUAUGCAUUAAAAUAUAUAUAAAUUGUUCACACGAAUUUAAAACUAACAAGAAUGUAUCAGUUCAUGGAGAGGUUUAAUCAACUCUAGUUUUGACAUUUUCUUCUAAAUUCUAUUUGUCAUUCUAUGUAUUCUAACAAAAUUUCAAUGUAAAAAUGUAAAUAAAAAUCAUAAUUUUAAAUGAGUAUGAACAACAAUGUUGAUAGAUCUGUUUAGAUCUAUAAGAAUGCCAAAUUCUAAUGAAUUUAACAAUGGUAAAACUGUUACAUUUAAAUUGAUAUACAUUUGUAAAUAAUGUUGAUAUAAUAAAUAUUUUGCUACAGUGAAAUAAACAUACAGAAUAUUAAUUUAGUAAGUAUAUAUAGUGCGGGAUUAUGCAAGAGUAAAACUCAAUCACUGAU